This is a messenger RNA of Cladocopium goreaui, 2150 nucleotides long. The record is from the annotation of a GenBank genome assembly. Lineage: Eukaryota; Dinophyceae; Suessiales; Symbiodiniaceae.
CAUCCCUGGACAAAAAAGCUUCUGUAGCCAGGCAAAAAAAACCUUCACGCUCGCAGAGUUGAACCUACUGUGGCAGCUGUUAGCUGCAGAUGUUGCCCCCGGCUCCCAUGGCUCGCAGUCUCGCAGUGGCUCAAACGCGGGUCCUUGCAGAAGGCCACAUAGGCCACGGGAUCACCCAGGAGCCAUGAAAGAGAGCUACACCACCCUGGCCCAAGAAGAAAAUCCUGAGGGUCAUGAAGAGGAUGAGGAGGAUCGCAAGAAAAUCACGCAGAUUCGCCUGAAGUCGAACCCAACUGUCUCCAGAUGCAAGAGAUGCUUCCUGGCCGUGAUUCGGGCCCUGAUCUUCGUUUCGGCCACCUCAGCGUUGCUCUACUUGCAGAUUUGGUGGGCCACCGAGUAUGCCUGGUACGAAACUCCAGCGAAUGUCACCGGCACGUUGAACCACACGUCAAUUAUUUCCUCAAUUGAGGAAAAUUGCCUGGUGGACGAAUCGGUUGUGGAUUUAUGGGCGAAAGACUUGGCAAAGGAACGGACGCUGAUCGCGGAGGUCCAUCCUAAUUCUCCGUCACCUCUGCCAGUUAUGACAUGGUACGUGAGUGAAGAAGUUUACAGGAACCGUGACGGUUGGAUUCCAUUGCUCAGCUUCAGUGCUCGCUUGGCCAAGCCAGCGAGGGUUGAUUUGCUGGUGGAACAGGACUUGAAUGAAGGCGAGUACCUCAAAUUGCUUGAGGACGCCUUCAGGCGCAACAACUUUCUGGUCGAGGAGGAAGAUCUGAUUUGGACCGGGAACUAUUUGGUGGGCCAUUGGCAUACAAGCCACCAGGGCAUGUUGUGGAACAGCAUCUUGGGAUGGCAGUACUACAAGCCAUCGAAAGAAUGGCAAUUCCUGACAGCUGUGGCCUUUGUGAUCAUGAUGGUGAGCUGUUCCACCAUCCUGAAAUUCCUGAUCCGAGAGGCUCAGACAGACUGGGGUGACGCCUGCCAGGUAUGGAUUACUCAGAACGACAAUCUCUGGGAAGUGGCUAAGCAAAAAGGAAAGAAACCCAUCAAACCUGACACCAAAAAGAUCCAGGAAAAGGCACACCCAGAGAAAGCGCCUCCUAAGCGCCUCGUCCCAAAGGAUGAAGAGAAGGGCGAAGCAUCAGGAUCUGUGGCCAAGAAGAAAGUCGUCGCGGCGGAACCCGUGGAACCUGUGGAGGUUGACGUGAAUUGGGAAGAGAGGCUGUGCUUGUGCUCGCCCUUCUUUGUCUUGGACAAUACUUUGGCCGACGCCUACUCCUGCGAAGAACAGGUCCUUUGGGCCGUCGCCUCUGCCGUGGUUCAUUCCCUGACCUUCUCCAUUUGCCCCGCCCUGCCAUGCAUCGCAUGUCAUUUCAUGAAGGCUUGGGUUCCCCUCUUCCACUUCCUCAUGGGGGCGUAUGGUCUGGCAGUGAUCCCAUUGGGCUUGAGUUACUAUUUCGCCCUCAGCCAUGGAAAGCUGAAUCUCACCUUUGCAUUGCUUCAGAUUUUUGUAAUGACUUGCUGGGUUGUGGCGAGCGUUGUGUACAUCAUUAGUUCUCUGAUCUACUUGGCAGCUGUCGCCUCAAUCGAUUCGAAGCUCAUCGUGGAUGCCCUGAUUCCCUUGGCUACGGUCUUCGCCUAUGCCACCAUUGUGAUCUCCCGGCUCAAGGCUCUUCAAAGGCACUACAUUGCUGCUGCGGAGGGCAAAGCAACAAAGGGUUUUCUGAUGUACGAAACCCACCGGCUCGGCUUUUCGACCUCUGCGAUCAUCGUUUUGGCGAUAGAAGGUGUUGCGUCGUUGUUUGGCCUCUUCCUUAUCCAGCUGGCCAUUCGAAACAUGUAUGCGGGCUCCACCUUGGUCACAAACAACUUGGUCCAAGCAGCAGUUCUGCCUACCUACGCCCUGAUCAAUGCAAUGCUGAAUUUGAAAAACGAAAAGCUACACGACGCUCGUGGGGACAUACAGGAGGACUUGGUGAACACAAUCAAGGAGAUUUUCUGAAUAUUUAGCACUUAAUUCACUUGAACUCUAGAUUCACUUGUGAUCUUGCCGUAUCUGGAAACCUGUUUCACGGCACACGGCGCAAAUCAACCGCACUGCCCGUUUCAAAACAAAUUGGACUUGAAACGGAAAAUAAAAAUGAAUGGAA